AUGGGCCCAGGAACCCUCAAUGAUUCAGGAACCCCGGAAUUCCUCCUGCUGGGACUAUGGGCCCCACCUUCCCUUCGUCCCCUGCUCUGGGCCUCACUUCUCCUGGCCUACCUCGCCACGGUGUUGGGUAAUGGUACCCUCGUGGGAUUGAUAGCUCUGGACAGACGACUGCACCGGCCCAUGUACCGCCUGCUGACCCACCUGGCCCUGCUGGAUACGGCCUAUGUGAGCACCACGCUGCCGCAGGCGCUGGCACACAUGACCAUGCACCGUGCCCGCCUCUCGCUGGCGCGUUGUGGGGCGCAGCUGUACGUGGGCAUCUCCCUGGGUAGCUGCGAGGCCAUCCUCUUGGCUGCGAUGGCCCUGGACCGCUGCCUGGCUGUGUGCAGACCCCUGCAUUAUUCGACCCUGGUGACCGCGCCCCGCUGUGCAGCGCUGGCUGGAGCAUCCUGGACACUGGGCUUUGUUCUGUCUGUGCCCAAUGCGGUGGCCACGCUGCGCCUGCCCUUCUGUCCCGGGAGGCCUGCGGUGGACCACUUCUUCUGUGAGCUGCCCGCGGUGCUGAGGACAGCGUGUGCAGACACCACGGCCAACUACAGGCUGGUCUACGGCCUGGGCGUGCCCAUCCUCCUGGUACCCUUGGCCUUCAUCCUAGCCUCCUAUGCCUGGAUUCUGGCAGCGGUGCGCAAGCUGCCUUCGGUGGGGAGUCGCCGAAAGGCCCUGUCUACCUGCAGCUCACACUUGGCGGUGGUAGGGCUCUUCUACGGCACGGUGAGUGCCAUGUACCUGCGGCCCCGCGCCUCUAGUGCCCUCCCCGCCAGACAUCAUAAGCUGGUGGCUGUUUUCUACCUGGUGGUCACACCUGUCCUCAAUCCACUCAUUUACAGCCUUAGAAACCGUGAGGUCCACAUGGCAGCCCUCUAUGCCCUGGCCCGGCUUCGGGGGAUUCGCACUGUGUUGCACUAA
This is a messenger RNA of Peromyscus californicus insignis, 966 nucleotides long. Its product is annotated as olfactory receptor 2G3-like. The coding region runs from base 1 to 966 and encodes 321 amino acids. Gene Ontology annotation, cellular component: membrane. Lineage: Eukaryota; Metazoa; Chordata; Mammalia; Rodentia; Cricetidae. The transcript has a single exon. The record is from RefSeq and is a predicted model, not a curated record. Gene Ontology annotation, biological process: G protein-coupled receptor signaling pathway. Gene Ontology annotation, molecular function: olfactory receptor activity; G protein-coupled receptor activity.